This is a messenger RNA of Apis florea (little honeybee), 504 nucleotides long. Its product is annotated as pfs47 receptor-like. Lineage: Eukaryota; Metazoa; Arthropoda; Insecta; Hymenoptera; Apidae. The record is from RefSeq and is a predicted model, not a curated record.
UCAGUUUUACUGAUAUUGAUUCCUGUUGUAGGAUAUAAAUGGGUUAGGUAUACGGGUGCUCGUUAUUUCGUACCUGGAAUGAUCUCAGUUGGCAAGGAUUUGGAUGGUAUGAUACUUGUUGUUGGACGUGCUUAUCAUAAUGGCGAUAUGCUUCCUGCUAAGGUGAAGCCGGAACAUGGUGUCGCUUAUGUCGCCUAUGGUGGAAAAGAGCAUAUGAAGCAUGAAUUUGAGAUAUUGAUGCCUGCCGAUUUUCGGUGGAUUCCAUCGAGUAAUGGUCAUGUUCCGCCAGAUGCAGUAGAAGCUGGAAAAACGGUAGAAGGAGAAAUACUUUAUGUUGGUCGUGCAUAUCAAAAUGGUGUACCAUGUGUAGGAAAGGUACAUAGAAGUCACGGAGUAAUAUACGUACCUUAUGAAGGCAGAGAAAUCUCACUGAGAAAUUACGAAGUGCUGGUAUUAAAUUAAUUUAUAAAUAUUAUGAAGCAAAUAAAAAAUUACUGCAAUAUA